This is a messenger RNA of Sycon ciliatum, 2344 nucleotides long. Its product is annotated as WW domain-binding protein 11-like. Gene Ontology annotation, biological process: RNA processing. Gene Ontology annotation, cellular component: spliceosomal complex. The transcript has 10 exons. NCBI's taxonomy places the organism in Eukaryota, Metazoa, Porifera, Calcarea, Leucosolenida, Sycettidae. The record is from RefSeq and is a predicted model, not a curated record. Bases 120 to 1922 code for a protein of 600 amino acids.
UUCACAUUUUUGUUUGAGUUGAUCGAAUGUGCAAACAGAUGUGUAUGGAAUAAUUAGUUUUCCGAGGGCUUGCGAGCCGUUUCCUUUAUGCUGGUGUAGACAAGUUAGCCUUCGCAGCCAUGGGUCGGCGAACAACGGGCAGCACGAAGGGCGGGCGCUUCAUGAACCCGACAGACCAAGCUCGCAAGGAGUCUCGUCGUCGGGAAUUGAAAAAGAACAAGAAGCAGCGGCAGUUUGUUCGUGAGUCAGUGUUGCGGUCGAAAGAUCCUUCAGAGGUUCUGGAGGAGUUGGAGCGUCUGGAGCAACUUGAGUUACAAGCUGGCCCGCUCGCUUUACCCAAUGAAACAUCCAUCAAGGAGAAGAAAAAGCGACUCGAGGAAACAAUAGAGCGCAUGCUUGCCUUCUAUCACAAGUCUUUGCCAGAGAAAUAUCCAGAGCUGAAAAAGUCACUGGCGGAAAGCCAAGAGCGGCGGCAGGCGGUCAGGGACAGCUUUGCGCAAGCUGAACUUCAGAAGAAUGCUGACCCCACCAAUAUACCACUGCCAAGCGGCGGGCCUCUUCUGCUGCCCAGUGAAAUCCCACUGCCAGGACAGGAGGGAGCAAGACUUGCGGAAUUAGCUGCAGCAGGUGGUUCUUCCACGUACCGAGUCCCUGAGCUACCCGGUCCCCCGCCCGGUCCACCCCCGGGGCCACCACCAACAAAUGCCGAGAGAAUUCCCCACUGGCUCCCUCCACCUGGCUUUGAAGUGGCGCCAUGGGAUGCCAAUGCGAUGGACGGAGAAGAAGACCAGGGCGUGGAUUAUGAGGCACCGUCACCGCUCCCAGAAGGGGAACCUCCUCUUCGACCACCCGGCACAGAACCCUUCGAGCCUCUGACUGCAACUGACCCUGCAGAAACUCAGAAGAGGAGAAAGAAGAAAAAGAAGAAGAAGAUACCAGGCGAUGCAGCAGCAGCGGCACAGCAGCAGCAGCAAAGUGAAAACCAGCCCACUGGUUUACAAGCCACGCUGCUCCGGCUUGCUGGCCAGAGUGCUGCACCGGCUGGUUCGAACGCACCUGCAGGUGGUGAGGAGAGAAUGUCAGAUGAUUCAAGUGGUAGUGAUGACGAUGAGGAAGACGGUAGUGACAGCGGCUCAGAUUUAUCUGGUGAAUCAGAAUACGAGCCAGACAGUGAUUAUGAGGAAGCUGCGGGAGGUGAGAAGACAACUGCUGGUGGUGAAAAUGGCCAGGAAAAUGGCGGUCGUCAGCCGCAAUCAGUACGUCCACCAGGUAUGCCGCCGUUCGCACCACCCGGUCCACCCCCGGGACGGCCACCAGGGCCGCCGAGGGGCUUGCCCCCCGGGCCUCCUCCGGGCUUGCCCCCGCACAUGCGUCCUCCGCCCGGUCCGCCGCCGGGACUGCCGCCGCACAUUCACGCGCCAAUGCCGCCGCGCAUGCCAGGCGGCAUGCGUCCGCCACCUCCGCCUCGCAUGCCUCCGCCGCCUCCUGGCAUGCCACCGCCUCGCUUACCGCCCCCGCCGCGUGGCCCCGUACCACCCAUGGGCAUGCCCAUGCCCCCGCCGCCAAUGCCUGGUGUAGCUGCCACUAUAUCAGCGCCAGCCAAGGUGGCGGCCGGUGCUACCAUCUCGGCACCUGCGCAGCUCACGGGCGAUGACAAGGCAGCCGAAGCAUCCGGUCCUGUCAUUCGCUCAGCGCCGCAGAUCAAGAGCUUCGGCAGCUCAACCCAAUUCGUUCCAUCUGCUCUGCGUGCGCGUAUGGGUGCACCCGGGAAGAAAUCCGACGCAAAUGCUACAGCGGCCGUGGCCUCGGAAGCACCCGAGCAUCCUUCUGUCAGUACUCAGACGAAGAAGGCAGUGUCAUCAGCUGCAGCAAAGGAUGAUGCGUACGAUCAGUUUAUGAAUGAGAUGCAAGGACUUCUGUAACCAGAGGGUGCCGGUGCCAUCUCUGCUCGGAAUGUGUUUUGCCUGGAACUACGUUGUACAUAGUUUGUGUUGGGAUGAGCCAGUGAGCGUGUGGUGAUGUGUUGUGCAUGGACUUGCACACACGUGUGUGUGUGUGUGUGUGUGUGUGUGUUCCUGUAUCCGUUCGUUUGCCGAUUGUACAUAGCACAGAAUUUCGUCAUGCUGUCUCUACUAUCUAUGCUGAGCUGUAUGUACAUUGCCGUGUGUGCGUGUGUGUGUGUGGGUGCGUGUGUGUGCGUGCAUGCAUUUGUGUGUGAUGGAUAUGUUUAGCUAUUCCAUGGGCUGUUGAAAUACACAUACCCACUUUUUUGUGUUCGUUAUCAGUCCCACAUCAGAGCACACUUAGUUUUACAAUUUUUUUAGUAAAAUUAUAUAAAAUAUGA